Molecule: messenger RNA, 2913 nt
Organism: Procambarus clarkii (red swamp crayfish)
Lineage: Eukaryota; Metazoa; Arthropoda; Malacostraca; Decapoda; Cambaridae
Product: Krueppel homolog 1
Source: RefSeq, a predicted model, not a curated record
UGUGAAGGGGAGAAUGAACAAAGUGAACCUUCUGCGCUUGUGUGAACAACAGGCAUAUAUGUGUAUCCCGGGAGACAUCCUGGUAUAGUUCAUAAGCUGAGCUUCUUCAGUGAGCACACACACGCCCAAGGACUACUGCCGGCCCCUUAGCUCAAGCGCUUACAGUGUCAAGUCUAGUGACUUCAAGGAAAACCGGAAACUAUCUAUGGCAUUCCUCCUUCAGUGAGCAGUGUUAACAAUUAACUACGGAAAGCUUAUUAUCACCCUCUAAUUAAAUACUGAUAAGCAUCAUGGCCAUGAUGCCAGGCGGCCUCGACGCCGCUCCUUAUCCACCAGCUCCCAUGAUAAUGGAUGUGGAUCAGGGCUUUUCCCACGUGGCCCACCAUCUCCCUGGACCAAUGCAGCCGCCUCCACAGCCCCUGCAGCAGGCCCAGUACCCAUCACCACCUAUGCUCCAGAACCACAACGUUGAAAAACAAGGCCCCUCCGAGCAGAUGAUGGCUGGAGCAGAACCACCUUACCAGUGUAAGAUUUGUGGUAAAGGUUUCGCCAUCCCAGCUAGGCUAGCGCGCCAUCACCGCGUUCACACCGGAGAGAAACCUUUCAAAUGCGAGUUCUGUGAGAAGACGUUUAGUGUGAAGGAGAACUUGAAUGUACAUCGUCGUAUCCACACCAAGGAACGUCCUUACAAGUGCAAUAUCUGUGACCGAUCCUUCGAACACUCUGGCAAGCUGCAUCGACACAUGCGCACUCACACUGGAGAGAGACCUCACAAGUGCGAGGUGUGUGGUAAGACAUUCGUUCAGUCCGGACAACUUGUGAUUCACAUGCGAGCCCACACCGGUGAAAAGCCAUACACCUGCGAAUACUGCCAAAAGGGAUUCACAUGCUCCAAGCAACUCAAAGUACACAUCCGUACACACACAGGUGAAAAGCCCUACGAGUGUGACGUCUGCGGCAAGACCUUCGGAUACAACCAUGUACUCAAGAUGCACAAAAUGUCCCAUCUUGGCGAGAAGCUGUACAAAUGUACCUUAUGUGAGGAGUUCUUCAACUCUCGCAAGGCUCUCGAUCGUCACAUCCGCGAUCACGACAACCCGGAGAGGGCAUCACGCAAGCAACAGCCGCAACCAACACAACAACAAGAUUCACAAUGGAAGUUCUCGCCUCUUUCAAGUAAUUCAGACGUCAAGGAAGUCAAGGACACCAACACCUCCAACUCUCCCAUCACCAACUCCUCACCAGCCUCCAUAUCAUGGGACAGUGAUUCUAUGGAUCAACAGCUGCCAUUUCGUGAGUUGCGACGGGCCUCUGAAGGGCCCAGCGCUUGUGGACCAGAGGUUUACACCUGCUAUGGAAGCGACACUGUCAGGUCUCGAUCUCCUGGAUACAUCAGUGAUGACAGCGGUAGAGGCGCUAGCCCCGUCAGUGACACUCUCUCCCCACCUCGAUCUCCAGUCGCUUCUGGACCUCCUCUAAUGCUGCCACAUAUCAUGGAUGCGCCGCCCAUUAGACAGCAAUUACCUGUUGGUAGCACUCCCAUUGACUACAACCUUCUACUGCACCGCAUGUACCCAGAUCUCCAGGUGCCCAAGCCAGAGUCCUCUCAUCCUAGUGAUACUCCGCGCAUGGCAGUCUUCACCACGGAGACUGGCGAACGACUCACUUGUCCCUAUGAUCUCCUUUUAUGUCUUCAAAGAAAAAAGGAACAUAACUUCAUGGAUGAACACAAACUUGUCAUGGAGCAGGAAGCCAUCCGUCGGCGCCAGCAACAACAACAGUUGGAAGAACACCUAUUGCGUGAAGAGACGCGUCGUAAGCGUGAGUGUACGUUCAUCAACACAGUACAGCGAGUACUGGAAGCACUCAUCGGUAAUGAACGGCUCGAGCAAUUAGGUCAUCCACAAACAUCUGUCGACGAAGUUCUCAUGCGAACGCUAAAACUUAUGGGCUCACAGCCUUGCAAGGAGCCUUCACUCUCUGCAAUGGACCGGGUCAAGGUCAACCUCAGGCUGCUCCUAGAGUGCAGCGUACCUGAUCAGGACAUGUGGACCAAGUUUGGCUGGAGAGGAAAGCCGAUUGACGACAUUGUGUCAGAGUUCCUAAAUUUCUGCUAGUUUCUUCAAGGUUGUCAUUUACUCAGAAUUGCUCACCAAGUUAAAAAAAGGGGAUAGGAAAAUCCCUCUGCUUAUUGUCAGGAAAAUUGAUUCAGGAGAACUGAUUAAAAAUGUCUAGACAUUAUAAGAGACAAUCUUCCAAAGGUGAAAAGCAGGCAGCUGUUGGAAUGGAGACAUUCUUAUUUAAGAAAUGGAAGAUAUGUGAAGGUUUGAAAGAUUAAAUGUGAAGAAAGAGUACCCCCUUGUCGGAUGACAACUAUGGGUGUGUAGGCCUUUAUUCCAAAGGUGAAAAGCAGGCAGCUGUUGGAAUGGAGACAUUCUUAUUUAAGAAAUGGAAGAUAUGUGAAGGUUUGAAAGAUUAAAUGUGAAGAAAGAGUACCCCCUUGUCGGAUGACAACUAUGGGUGUUAUACCUUUAGGCACUAAGCCCAGCAGCUAACCACAUCAGUGCUAUCUUAGAGACAGACAAAACCUGACAUUAUUGCAGUACCUUGGCAUAGAGACACGCUGACCAAGCUGCUCACCUUGCAGCCAGGGUGAGCGUGAGCCCCGCCGUCCUCUUGUGCCCAGGUAGAGAGCGCCGAUCUCAAAGAGCCUCUACUGGUCUCAUCUUUGCUCAGUAUUUUCGCAGCGCCUGGCAGGUCUGCGAUACCACUAGUCCUUUGUGAAUGUCCCGGUAAUCUUAACUUUUGUACAUUCCACCUUGUUUAUUUGAAGCACAAAAUGUGUUAUAAAUAUUAAAUUAUGUAAAUGAGAUAUAUAUUUUAAAUGUACUGUUUAAUAAAAAUCAAAUGAUA